UUUGUAUUUGUCACGCGUAGUGUCAAGUGUCAGCUGACAAGUCUCGUGAUAUCAGCUGGGUGUUGGGUGAGGUAGCUACAUUGUCUGCAUAUUCAAGUAAAAGACAGAAAUCAAAAUGUCAAACUUGAAAAGAAUCAAAGAUGAAGAGAAAGAGUCCAAAUUUGGAUACGUCUAUGCUGUAUCUGGACCUGUGGUGACGGCAGAGAAAAUGUCAGGCUCUGCUAUGUACGAGUUGGUGCGAGUCGGAUACUUCGAGCUGGUCGGGGAGAUCAUCCGUCUGGAAGGAGACAUGGCCACCAUUCAGGUGUACGAGGAAACAUCAGGAGUGACGGUAGGUGACCCGGUGCUGCGUACAGGCAAACCCCUCUCAGUAGAGCUUGGCCCGGGCAUCAUGGGUAGUAUCUUUGAUGGUAUCCAACGGCCGCUGAAGGACAUCAACGAGCUGUCACAGAGCAUCUACAUCCCCAAGGGUGUCAAUGUGCCUGCACUCUCACGCACUGCUUCGUGGGAGUUUGCUCCUCUCAACAUUAAGGUUGGAAGUCACAUCACCGGAGGAGAUAUUUACGGUAUCGUCCAUGAGAACACUCUGGUUAAACACAAGAUGCUGUUGCCUCCGCGUGCCAAGGGUACAGUGACGUACAUCGCGCCCCCGGGCAACUACAAGGUGGACGACGUCAUGCUGGAGACAGAGUUUGACGGGGAGAAGUCCAAGUUUACCAUGUUGCAAGUGUGGCCUGUGCGUCAACCCCGACCAGUCACUGAGAAGCUGCCAGCUAAUCAUCCCCUGCUGACAGGACAACGAGUCCUCGACUCGCUGUUCCCAUGCGUGCAAGGAGGUACUACUGCCAUCCCCGGUGCUUUUGGUUGUGGCAAAACUGUCAUUUCGCAGGCUCUGUCUAAGUAUUCCAACUCUGAUGUCAUCGUCUACGUCGGGUGUGGAGAGCGAGGAAAUGAAAUGUCUGAGGUAUUGCAAGACUUCCCCGAACUGUCAGUGGAGAUUGACGGUGUUACGGAGAGUAUCAUGAAGAGAACUGCAUUGGUCGCUAACACUUCCAACAUGCCUGUAGCUGCCCGAGAAGCUUCCAUUUACACAGGAAUCACUCUUUCUGAGUACUUCCGUGACAUGGGCUACAAUGUGUCCAUGAUGGCUGAUUCCACAUCUCGUUGGGCAGAGGCCUUGAGAGAAAUCUCAGGUCGUUUGGCUGAAAUGCCUGCCGACAGUGGCUACCCUGCUUACUUGGGUGCUCGACUGGCCUCCUUCUACGAGAGAGCUGGCAGAGUCAAGUGUCUGGGUAACCCGGACCGUGAAGGUUCCGUCAGUAUCGUAGGAGCCGUGUCUCCGCCUGGUGGUGACUUCUCAGACCCUGUCACCUCCGCCACUCUGGGUAUUGUCCAGGUCUUCUGGGGUCUCGACAAGAAACUGGCUCAGAGAAAACACUUUCCCUCCAUUAACUGGCUCAUUUCUUACAGUAAAUACAUGAGGGCCCUGGAUGACUUUUAUGACAAGAGCUUUCCCGAAUUUGUGCCCCUGCGAACAAAAGUAAAGGAAAUCUUGCAGGAGGAAGAAGACCUUUCAGAAAUUGUACAACUUGUGGGUAAAGCCUCUUUGGCCGAGUCUGACAAAAUAACUUUGGAAGUAGCACGUCUCCUCAAGGAAGAUUUCCUCCAACAAAACAGCUACUCGCCCUACGAUCGGUUCUGCCCCUUCUACAAGACAGUCGGCAUGCUUCGCAACAUGAUCGCCUUCUUCGACAUGUCGAGACAUGCAGUCGAGUCAACAGCUCAAAGUGAAAACAAGAUCACUUGGGCUGUGAUCAAGGACAGCAUGGGCAGCAUCCUGUACCAAUUGUCAUCCAUGAAGUUCAAGGACCCAGUGAAGGACGGAGAGGCCAAGAUUAAGGCAGACUUUGAACAGCUGUAUGAGGACAUCCAGCAAGCCUUCAGGAACCUAGAGGACUAAGUCCAACCACCUCCAACAAGGAGUAGAGGCCGGUGAGGGAGUAGAGGCCCACAAGAUAUAGCAUUCCACUGUCGUCAUCUGAUCAAGCUGUCCGACCGAUAUUAUUGUUUAAAAGGUUUAUUUUAGUUUUACGCAUUUAAAAUAAUAUACUCUGUAUAAAUUUUACAAGCUUUUUCUCCUUUUACAGUAUUAUUUGAGGUUUCUCAAAGCGUAAUAAAGUUUGUAGUUUGGGCUGUUAGUAUAUGCUUCUUAUUUUUAAUUUACAUUUUGUCUCGUUUUAUUUGCUUUUAUCGUUUUAUGUACAUUUUUCUUCUCGGGUUGCUUUGUAUUAACGCACAUAAUGUAUGUUUCACUGACGGUACAUUCCCCUCUCUGUAUGUGUGCGUCCCUUUCCUACUCGAUUCAAGCAAUAAGGUUCUAUCCGAUCGGUCUGGGUUAUUGUAGCUUGCCUAGGUACUUAUGAUAUUUUGUUGAAGCUGUAUCGGUUUUAUUGUUGUUGCGCCAUAUAUUGUAAGAUAAUAUCGAUGUUUUUACUCGUAUAUUGUGGUUUCGGUAACGACAAAUGUAUAUGUUUUAAAUUCUGUACAGCUUUUAAAGUGUUCAAAAUACAAUAAUUAGAAAUCAUUAGAUGACUUUAAUAUAUUUAUGUGUAAAAACUGUCGUAGCAUGCGUGUUUGUGUAAACCCGGGGAUUGUUUGAGGUUUUGCGAUCCGGGAUUGUUGGGGGUCGACUCAAACACUAAAAGAUUAUAUUUAUUUUCAAAAACUAUUUUAAAAUUGUUAAGUUUGUUUAUAAUUACAUGAUUAUAUUAUGAUGUAUAAAACAUUCCUCACUAGAAAUGUUUAUCAAGCUGUUAUCUUAUGUUAGUUCUACUACAGUGUUUAUGUAGUUAAGAAACCCAUGUAAAUGAACAUUAGGAAAUAAAAAAGUAGCAGAAAA
This is a messenger RNA of Macrosteles quadrilineatus (aster leafhopper), 2899 nucleotides long. Its product is annotated as V-type proton ATPase catalytic subunit A. The transcript is spliced from 12 exons. NCBI's taxonomy places the organism in Eukaryota, Metazoa, Arthropoda, Insecta, Hemiptera, Cicadellidae. Gene Ontology annotation, biological process: proton transmembrane transport; ATP metabolic process. Bases 116 to 1960 code for a protein of 614 amino acids. The record is from RefSeq and is a predicted model, not a curated record. Gene Ontology annotation, molecular function: proton-transporting ATPase activity, rotational mechanism; ATP hydrolysis activity; ATP binding. Gene Ontology annotation, cellular component: lysosomal membrane; proton-transporting V-type ATPase, V1 domain.